CGGACCAGGGUUAUUAAGACAGGCCUAGUAUUUAAGUUUCUCUCGUGCUCUGGCUCUACGGUUUCGGUGCUCCUCCCUCCUCUCGCCCUUCGGUUGCUGCUUCUGAACCGAGUUCCACUACUCGUCGCAUGGCCGGCUCUCUGUUGAUUCAAGACGAUAAUACAUGGCUGUACGAUAUUUUACGCGAACAAAAACAGAUUAAAAAAGAAAAAGUCGUGGAACGGGGCGGAAUACCGUCAAAAGACGGCGCGCUUCUAAUUACAGAUUCACAUUGUCAGCAGAGACCUCUAACCACCGUGCUUUGGCAUCGACUGUCAAUUUCUCCGCGAAGUAAUUCGACAUUGGCAACCAAUCUGACGAUCAUUCGAGAUCUGCCAAGAACACAACGUUCAUCACGCGGAAGAUCGAAGAUCGCUUCUUGGACAGGAUUGGCCACUUUACGCCCGGGUAACAGGUCAACCAGGACGAAAGAUAAUGGGACCGAGCGUAGCCCGAAAGGAACAAGAUAG
Eufriesea mexicana is the source of this 509-nucleotide messenger RNA. RefSeq lists its product as uncharacterized. Bases 129 to 509 code for a protein of 126 amino acids. The transcript has 3 exons. The record is from RefSeq and is a predicted model, not a curated record. Lineage: Eukaryota; Metazoa; Arthropoda; Insecta; Hymenoptera; Apidae.